AUGAACAAAAACGGAACAGCUAAAAUGAAUGAUAAUCAAAUUAGAGCAGAAGGUAGAAGGUUAUUUAAACGCUUCUAUAACAUUCCUGAUGGUGUUAAUCCUAAAACUCGUAGAAGCUAUUUAAAUGAAGCAAUAGAUGCAUAUGAAGGGUUUGACAUUUCAUCAGAAAGUGAGAGAUUAGCGAGAAUGUUAAAUGUUAAUAUUGAUUUCUAUUAUUGUGAUCCUCAACCAGAAGACGUGGACAUAAAUAAGGUAGACUUUCCAUUAGUGGAAUCAAUAAUGAUAGAUCCAGAAUUUGAAACAGUAAAUAUUUUAUUAACACAGAGUUCAUGUGGAAAACUUCACGCUGACAGAAUAACAGACGUUGAAGCACUCACCGGCUAUAAAGUUUGUCCAUAUUGUAAAGAAGAAGUUUAUUCUAUUCGCGAUGAUCCAGAAAGGAAAAACCAAAGAAGAUUUUUAAAGCAUUGUGAGAAAUGUAAAGAAAAUAAUGGGAGAUUAAUUCAAGACGUUCAAUUGCAAAAGACACAGCAACCAUAUGCACCACAUAUUACGAAACAGAAGAUAUAUCAGUGGUUAUUAGCUCACAAUUUUGCAGGAAUAUUAUCACCGACAAGAUAUUAUAUUACUUUUGACUUUGAAACAUUAGAGACUAAAGAAGAAUUACAACUUUCUGAGUGUGCAACUUUGAAUGCUUACUUAAAACCAUUCAUGGUAUCAUCAACGGUUAAAUUAAACGAUAAAACAUAUACGAGGAAUUUUUGUUUAACUUCGAGUGAUUCUUUUAUUUCUGAUUGG
This is a messenger RNA of Trichomonas vaginalis G3, 798 nucleotides long. RefSeq lists its product as uncharacterized. The record is from RefSeq and is a predicted model, not a curated record. NCBI's taxonomy places the organism in Eukaryota, Parabasalia, Trichomonadida, Trichomonadidae. The transcript has a single exon. The annotation marks the transcript as partial.